Plasmodium berghei ANKA is the source of this 837-nucleotide messenger RNA. RefSeq names its product membrane associated histidine-rich protein 1b. The record is from RefSeq and is a predicted model, not a curated record. The transcript is spliced from 2 exons. Bases 1 to 837 code for a protein of 278 amino acids. Lineage: Eukaryota; Apicomplexa; Aconoidasida; Haemosporida; Plasmodiidae.
AUGAGUAAGGUUCAAGAAAAAUGUGGUAUAAAAUCAAAUACUAAAAAGAAAGUUGAAGAAGAAGGAAUAACAUUGGAAAGCUAUAAAGAACCAGAAAAAAAAUCUACAUAUUUUGAUACUACGAAAAAAAAUGCCAAGGAAUUUAAUGAUGGUAGUACUACAAAUGAAAGUGACGAUGAUAGAGAAAGUGAAUAUGAAGAUAGUGAUGAAAAUGAAGAAAUUAAAUUAAAGAGAAAAAAUGAAAAAAUUAAAUCAAAGAGAAAAAAUGAAGAAUAUGAAGACGAAGAUGAUGAGGAAGCUGACAAAAAAAAAAAAAAAAAAAAAAAAAAAAAAAAAAGAUCAAAGGUAAAAUCGAUGAUAGAAAUAUUGAAGAAGCAAAUAACUUUUAGAAGAAUAGUAAUUACUCUUUCGAUAUUUUUCCUUAUGUCAUUUGCAUAUGUCAGUAACGAAGAUUAUGUUAUUCGAUUUAAAAACUAUGUAACUUCAUUUGUCCCAAACGGAAUCAUUCAGCCCUUUCAAAAGAGCACAGGAUGUUCGUGUUCAAAAAAAGCCAAUGCUCUACCUUCACCUAAAGGAGAAGAACAACCAGCAUUUGAAUGUCCAUUAGUAACUCUUAGAAAUAAGUUAUUGGAAGAAUUAGAAAAGGCUUCUCAAAGGGAAAAAAUGAAAGAAGCCACAGUUGCAAAGGAAUCAACACCAAUAGUAGAUAUGCCCGAAACACCACCAGUUGCCCCCUCAGUAGAAACAGAAGUACCUUCACUUGUACCCCCCACUACAAAUACUUCUCAUGCUGCACCAGCUCACCCUCAACCCAUUUCUGAUGAAAUGGGCAAAUAA